Penicillium verhagenii is the source of this 1719-nucleotide messenger RNA. RefSeq names its product amino acid permease. NCBI's taxonomy places the organism in Eukaryota, Fungi, Ascomycota, Eurotiomycetes, Eurotiales, Aspergillaceae. Gene Ontology annotation, molecular function: transmembrane transporter activity. The coding region runs from base 1 to 1719 and encodes 572 amino acids. Gene Ontology annotation, biological process: transmembrane transport. The transcript is spliced from 3 exons. The record is from RefSeq and is a predicted model, not a curated record. Gene Ontology annotation, cellular component: membrane.
AUGGACUCGAAGUCGUCUAAUUCGGGCACCUACAAGCCGCCCUCGGUAUACAAUGAUGUUCAGCAUGCCCCUGUGACAUCUAUCCUUGCAGAUGGCGACGUUCCAUAUACGGACCAUGAAAUGGACUCGGACGAGCGGGUGAUUAUGGCCCUGGGUUAUAAGCAGGAAUUCAAGCGGGAGUUUUCUCUGUGGACGACUUUCUGUGUCAGUUUUGCGGUGCUCGGAUUGCUUCCCUCCUUCGCAAGUACCUUGUACUAUGGUAUGGGAUAUGCAGGAACGGCAGGAAUGGUUUGGGGUUGGAUCAUCGCUAUGAUCUUUAUCCAAUGUAUUGCUAUGUCCAUGGCAGAGCUGUGCUCGGCCAUGCCUACCAGUGGCGGACUCUACUAUGCUGCUGCUGUUCUCGCACCUCCCGGCUGGGGUCCCUUGGCUGCAUGGAUCACUGGCUGGUCAAACUGGAUUGGACAAAUUACCGCAGCACCAUCGGUCGACUAUGCGUUGUCCGCAAUGAUUCUGGCGGCUGGGUCAAUCACUAACCCAGGCUACGUCCCGACAAAUUGGCAAAUCUACCUUCUGACAGUUCUGAUCAUGAUAAUCCACACCGUGAUCAGCAGUCUGCCCACAAAGCAAGUAGCCCAAUUUAACUCCUGGGGCUCAACAUUCAACGUUAUUGCGCUCAUCGCGACGCUCAUCAUCAUUCCAGCAGCGACAAAGAACACCCCUAAAUUUACGCCCUCCCACGAAGUCUGGAGUCAUAUCAAAAACCAGACCGAUUUUCCGGACGGCGUCGCCGUUCUCAUGACUUUCGUCGGGGUAAUUUGGACCAUGUCCGGCUAUGAUUCGCCUUUUCAUCUGAGCGAAGAAUGUUCCAACGCCAAUGUCGCCUCACCACGCGCCAUAGUCAUGACAUCUGGCGUCGGUGGCGUAAUGGGUUGGUUCCUACAGUUAGUGGUUGCAUACACAGUGACGGACAUUGAUGCAGUCAUCAGCUCUGAUUUGGGCCAGCCUUGGGCUUCAUAUCUACUCCAAGUUCUACCCCAACAGGCCGCAUUGGGGAUCCUCGCUCUGACGGUGAUUUGUGGGUUCUCCAUGGGCCAGGGAUGCAUGGUUGCCGCUUCACGGGUGACAUAUGCUUACGCGCGAGAUGACUGCUUCCCUUUAUCGAACUAUUGGAAAAAGGUGAACAAAACCACUCAGACGCCAGUCAAUGCCGUGAUCCUCAACACCUUCCUGGGCUGUCUCAUGUGUCUCUUGGUUCUUGCUGGCAGCACCGCCAUUGGUGCACUGUUCUCCAUUGGCGCCAUUGCCCAGUUUGUGGCUUUCAUCAUCCCCAUCUUCAUCCGCGUGUUUUUCGUUGGAAACCGAUUCCGCAAGGGACCAUGGAAUCUAGGCCGCUGGGGACCUCUGAUCGGUGGCAUUGGAGUUUCUUUUGUUGCACUCAUGGUGCCUAUUCUGUGCUUGCCCAGCGUUACAAAGGGAGAUCUUACUCUGGAGCUUAUGAACUGGACCUGCCUUGUUUACGGUGGGCCGAUGCUGAUCGUUUUGAUUUGGUGGUUUGUUGAUGCCCAUCGCUGGUUUACCGGUCCCAAGGUCAAUGUCGAGCAUGCCAUUCAUGCUGUGCAUGACGAGCCUGAGAUCAGUGAAGGUAUAGAGCCGGAACAUGAACAAGGGGAAACCGAAACGACGAAGACGGUCAAGUAUGAUGAAGCUCGGUCCAAGUAG